Molecule: messenger RNA, 1713 nt
Organism: Melitaea cinxia (Glanville fritillary)
Lineage: Eukaryota; Metazoa; Arthropoda; Insecta; Lepidoptera; Nymphalidae
Exons: 10
Coding region: 1-1677 (558 amino acids)
Source: RefSeq, a predicted model, not a curated record
AUGGCUUCACGCCCUGGCACCAAGAAAGAACUGGAUCCCGAAGAGCUAAUGAGAAGAAAGUUUCGCGCAAAAUGUCUAUUUCGAGCUUUAGGUCGCUUAGUGAUGGCUAAUGCAUAUUGGUUGAUUGAAGGAGUUGAUCAUUACGAAGGUAUAGAUGAUGUCAGACGGAGAGUAGAACAGGCAGUUCGAGGAAAGGCUAAGAAAAAACAAUUACUUAGUAUUAAUGACAAAGCGUUAUUAAAUAAACCAGCAGAAGAAAGAACUGACAAUGAGAAAAAAUAUAUAUUUCGUAUUAUUGGUGGGCUUAAAUGUUUCAAACGAUAUCCUAAUCAUGUCAAAAAGAAACUGGCUGCGGUAACCUAUUUCAAGUACUACGGUCCAGGCCGUACGAUUGUACGUCAACAUCAUGAGGCACACGCUCUUUAUUUCAUUAUAACUGGCGACGUGACCGUCAGUCAGUUGAUUUACGACGAGCUGUUGCAACAGCACGUGUCAGUAGAUGUGGGGGUGAUGCACCCAGGGGAUAUGUUCGGCGAAGUGUCCUUACUGCACAAUAUUCCAAGAACGGCCACCUGUACUACGAACGACCAUUGUGAGUUACUGGUACUUAUGAAGGAAGACUUCAAGAAUGUUCUUCAAGCUUCAAUACAGAAGCAAUGGGAUGAAGUACGACGUGCUAUGUUGGCUUUUACAUACUUCGAUGCACUUGAUGAGGUAGCUCGUCGGGAAGGUUGCAUAGUUGCCAAGAUGAAAUCCUACGAACCGAAUGAAACGCUUCUAGGCGACGGCGUCGGCGUUGCUAAUUUUGUCUACUUUAUUCUAUCAGGACGAUGUCAGAUGAUUGAAUCUCUACAAGUGAUUGUCACAACUCGUCUGGGAAAAAAUUACUAUACUUUAUAUGAUCCUUAUGUGCCAAAAGAGGAGAGCGAGCAAGAUUUUGAUACAAAAUAUUUUGGUGCAUAUAAAAAUUUAAGUAAGGUCGGACGUGAAUCUGAGGACACUGGAGAUGGUAAAGAACAAAGAGAAUAUGUUGAAGGAACUAGUUCAAAAAAAGAUUCUGCGAAAAGUAUCAAGCUACCUAGUUCUUUGAAAAGGCAAAAAUCUUCGGGUACUGUGAAAUCAGAGAAUGUAAAAGUAAAAAGUGAAGUAGAAACCAGCCGGGUCAGUAAGGGAAGCGUUGAUUUUGAAGUUCUUGAUACAUCUACAUCGCAAGAGCUAUUACGACCAUCUUUUCAUAAGGAACAACGGGAAUCGGUGAGGCUCAGUAUCAUUCCUCAAGUAUUUGGAGAGAAUGUUGGUAAGCCAUUGCCGACACAAAACCUUCGAACUUAUUUCAUGCAGGUCUGUCAACUAAAUCCCGGUUCUAGUUUUGGUUUUGGAGAGAACAUGCGUGAUCGUCGUAUAGUAGCUCUGACACCUGUGAAUUGUAUGCUUCUACCGAAAAUAUGGCUUCUGCAACGAAAUACGGCAAAUAUUUGGACAAGAAUUCAACAUUAUUUAGAAAAGAAGAUACCAACAAAGAAGCAACUUUUCAAAGAAUUCGUUUCUGCUAGAAGGUGGCAAGAGUUUCGAGAUCAACUCGUAGAGGACGUCGUUUCCCGCUCCAAUACCGUGAACUUUACAUCGGUACAUGACGUUCCAUAUUCGAUACGUAUGGAGGAAAUGCUUGACAUUUAAAUUUGUUAAAAUAUUUAGUAAAUAAUUUAUCAUAAA